AUGGACGCCUCCAAAUGCAGGCAAAAUCUAGACAAAAUGGAAAAGCACGAUGUCGAGAACAGCCCGCAGUUGGAUAUUUUAGCUAUCCCAGCCCUAUCUGAACCUGAUCGCCAAGACGAGAAGCAGGUAGUCCACAAGUUGGACUGGAGGAUGGCACCUCUCUUUGCUGCACUAUACUUCAUUGCAUACCUCGACCGAAGCAACAUCGGCAAUGCCGCAGUCGCCGGCAUGACCACCAGCCUGGGACUCACUGGACCCCAGUAUAGCACCGCCGUCAGCGUCUUCUUCGCUACCUACGUCCCUCUCGAGAUCCCAAUCGUACUGGCCAUGCAAAAGGUUGGACCCCAUCGUGCCAUCGCCCUGAUGUGCUUUGGUUGGUCUGUGGUCACGAUUGGGACGGCGUUCGUCAAGAACUUCGGGGACCUCGUUGCCGUGCGAGUCUUGCUGGGUGUAACUGAAGCUGGGUUUUUCCCCUGCUUGAGUUUGUACAUCUCCAUGGUCUACAAAAAGGAAGAGCAAGGUCGUCGAAUUGCCUACUUGUUCUCGUCUGUGGCUUUGGCUGGGAUGUUCGGCGGACUCAUUGCUACUGGAAUUACUUAUAUGGGAAGCAGACAUGGGGUAGAGUCGUGGAGUUGGCUUUAUAUCAUCGAGGGCUGUAUCUCUAUCCUUGUGGCAUCCUGGGUCUUCUUUGGUCUACCUGCAAAUCCCACGGAAGCCAAGUUCUUGACUGCUAAGGACAAGAAUGUUAUCGCCAUUCGUGAAGCCCAGCGCUCGCAGUAUAUGGGAAGCCUUGUGUUUGAAUGGUCAGAGGUCGGAAAGGCAUUGCUGGAUCCCAAAGUCUGGCUUACGGCCUUCAUUCAAUUCUUCCAAGACAUCAUUCUCUAUGGAUUUAGUACAUUUCUGCCGUCUAUCUUGAGGCUAGAUCUUGGUUAUAGCACUCUUCAAGCCCAAUAUCUAAGUGUGCCGGUUUACUUGUUGGGCGGCAUAUCUUUCUUCACCGCGGCUGUGUUAGGCGACAAGUGGAAACUUCGAGGCACGAUACUCUUCACCCUCGAUAUUUUCGCUGUCAUCGGUUAUGCUAUCUUGCUUGCGGUCCCAGCCAUUGGCCUCCAACAAACCAUCGGGAAUGCUGCUGGCAUUGUAGCACCUCAGGUUUACCGUGCUGCUCCAUACCGCCUUGGGCAUUGGUGUUCUUUGGCUUCCGUCCUGAUAUCUAUGGGUCUUAUCGCGACCCAGAUUGGAUAUCUACACAUCCUUAACCGAAAGAAGUCCCAGAUUGGCCAUGGCGAGCGUUCAGACGAUCGAAAAGAGACAACCGGUGAGGGCGAUUUGGCUUUCAAAUACGUGUACUAA
This is a messenger RNA of Diaporthe amygdali, 1353 nucleotides long. RefSeq lists its product as uncharacterized. NCBI's taxonomy places the organism in Eukaryota, Fungi, Ascomycota, Sordariomycetes, Diaporthales, Diaporthaceae. The transcript has 7 exons. Gene Ontology annotation, biological process: transmembrane transport. The record is from RefSeq and is a predicted model, not a curated record. Gene Ontology annotation, molecular function: transmembrane transporter activity. Gene Ontology annotation, cellular component: membrane. The coding region runs from base 1 to 1353 and encodes 450 amino acids.